This is a messenger RNA of Nematocida minor, 2739 nucleotides long. Its product is annotated as calcium permeable stress-gated cation channel. Lineage: Eukaryota; Fungi; Microsporidia. Bases 1 to 2739 code for a protein of 912 amino acids. The transcript has a single exon. Gene Ontology annotation, cellular component: plasma membrane. Gene Ontology annotation, molecular function: calcium-activated cation channel activity. The record is from RefSeq and is a predicted model, not a curated record.
AUGGCAGAAGAAGGAAAACCCCCCGUGCAAAAAAGACACGCCUCCUUGGAAAUAGUGUCCAAGCCCAGCCUGCUUGAUGCAGACAACACAAUUCGUCUGGCUCUUGUCUUUCAGCUCGGCAUUUCUUUUGCGAUCUUUUGCGUUUUUAUCUUUUGUCGGAAAAAAAUACCGUGGAUGUACUCAACCAACACAAAACGGUACAAGAAGCACCCUGCUGCAGUGUACAAAGGAGCUCUCGACUGGAUUGUUCCCGUGUUUAGAAUAUCAGACACUGUGUUUUUCGAGCUCGUGGGCUUUGAUGCGUUUCUUUUUGUCGAGACUCUUAAGCUUCUUGGGACCAUCUUUCUUUUUCUUUCGAUUGUUCUCUUUCCGGCCCUUGGGGCGUACUACUUUUUCUUUGCGCAGAGCAAAAUCAGCCUCCAGAUCAUCAUGAAUCUUUCUUUUCUCUCCACGUCCUACAGUCCUCGGCACGUAAACUGCAUUGUUCCGUGCCUGGGUGUUUGGUUUGUAACGGCUGUGAUUAUAUACUUCCUGUACAUUUUCUACAGGAAAUACGUUAUUCUUCGGCAGCUCCACAUAAGAGACCGCGUGUUCUCCAAGUCCACGCCCUCCAUAAAGAAAAUGACCGAUGAAAUGAAGUCUUUCAAGAAUGCGCUGAACGAAAUCAACAUAUGCUCCAGGACAGUUCUAAUAACGAACCUGCCAAAGUUCAUCGUCAACAAAAAAGAUCUUUUGUACUAUCUGAAAGUGCUGGGAGUAAGUGUUGAGCCUGAAAAUGCGCACUUAGUGACAAACACAAAAACCCUCGAAGAGCUGAACAGCAUGAAAAAGGCUGCCAUCAUAAGCCUGGAGAAAGAAAUGCAGAAGUUUUUUAUGCGGCUCAACUUCCUUUCGAUUGACACAGGCUUUUUUGAAAAACACAUUGAGAACUACGACUCAACAAUGGACCUUAUUUCCAACGCGAUCGCCUGGAAGAAAGCACACCCUGUGCCCAAGGAGCAGUACAAAGAGGAGCUGGACCAUCUUGUGGACAAGGCAUUUAACGGAAAGUUUUUUGACGUGCUGCAGAAAAUAAAUGAGAGCGCUGAGCCUGUUAAAAUAGCAGAGUUUGUAGCAAAUAUAAAGGCCCUGACUGAAAAGAUCGAAAUUGAAAGAGAAAAGGCUUCAAAAGCGAGCAUUAGUGACGAGCUUCUGUUCAAAGCGCAGAACAACUCCGAGCUACACGAUAGAUACGAUAUAGACGGCUCUGGAUCGAUAUUUAUGUCAACCAUGUCUAUUUUGAAUGUGAAGCGAGCAUACAUAAACUUUAUCAACAGCAUUCCCCUCGGUGCUCACAACGGAUUUGUUACCUUCAAAGAGACAAAGGAUGCAAGCUUUCUGCGGAUGUCUCUGAUAGGCUCCGGCACUUUCAGCUGCAAAGCCAUAGAAGCCCCUCCCCCAGAUCUGAUUAUUUGGACCACGCUUACAGACACUCGGGUGCGGCGGGUGGUUAAAAAAAUACUCGGGACAAUAAUCACCGUGGUGUUUGUCUCUUUGUUUAUUCUGCUUGUAUUUUUUGUCUCAACAAUCAUCAAUAUAGACACGUUUGACUCGAUUGUUACAGCAAUCAAUCCAGAGCUGAGCGCCAUAAUAGGAAACUCCAACUUUCGAAAAACUUUUCAGGGUAUCAUUGUUCCCACUGUCUACUCGCAGUUCAUUUCCAUUGCGCCCUCCAUCCUGUGGUGGAUAUGUGUCUUUGAGGGGAGCAUCUCAAAGAUUGAGUUUCAGAAGAGUUUUACAAAAAAAUACUCGAUCUUUCUUUUUUUCAACGGAUUUCUUGUUCUUAUUUUUGGAACAAGCAUUGCCGGGCUGGUCUACAGCACCAAACAGACAACCUGGACAAUUGAACACCUUGUCUCCACCCCUGUAGUGUCUUCUUCCAUCUUCUUUCUUAAUCUUCUCAUCCACAAGACCUUUGGCGGGCUGAUGUCUGAGCUUCUGCAGAUUCCCAGGCUUCUUUCCUGGGUACUAGCAUACAUCCUAGGCGGAGUGUUCACGCGAAGAGAGGAAAUUAAAAGAUUUGACUCGCAGCCGAUAAACUUUGGGUCUUUGUACCCGCAGGUAUUUCUCCUAUUUCCGAUGAUUCUCAUAUACUCGAUCAUAUGCCCGCUGUUUAUGCCAAUUGGCUGUCUGUACUUCUUUGGCGCUUUUGCUGUGUACAAGUCUCUCUUCCUGUAUUCGCACGAAAGCCAGCUGGAGAGCGGGGGAGAGCACUGGCCGUCCCUCUUCACAAGCAUCUUCUACUCUCUUAUAAUCUUCCAUGCUAUAACGCUUGUGUACUUUGUCUCGCACAAACAGUACAUCACUCUGCUUCUCAUACUUCCCCUUAUAGUAAUAACGAUAGGGGUGUGGAAGGGGUUUACAAAUCUGAUCUCAAAAAACUGCUAUUUUCUCCCAAAUAACAACUCAGAAAACAUACAGAGCAACGAGUCCAUAAAAAAGCUGUUUGAGCUGAGAAAAGAAGACAUUCAGCACUGGAAGGAGUCAUCCAACGUGGAAAAAGACAUAUACUACCUGCAAGGAGAGAAACUGCACAAAGACAAAGAUGUUCCGUAUGUCUACAAAGACCUUUCCUUUCUGCCGUCCAUCUCUGCCAUUAUUCUCCCCAACUGGUUCUACAUAACGCUCCUGUACCUCAGGGACAACGGAGAGUCUGAUGUUUUUGGGCUGGAGAAGAAAAAAAAGAGUAGAUUUUUCUGA